AUGACCCCCCUUAAAAUACCACGCCACGUAGACGUUAUAGACGGCAGACCGAUCAAGUCAGGAAAGAUUACCCAUAUUAUCGAUGUCUCGCUAGACAUUCAUGGCCAUCGAGAAACUGCAUCAUGUUUUGUGACAAAGUUGGGACACUAUCCGAUUGUGAUGGGGAUACCUUGGAUGCGACGUCAUGACGUUACCAUUCGACCAAAGGAAAAUUUACUUAUUUUCGACUCUCAAAACUGCUGUCAAAAUUGCUCGCUUAGUGGAACCACAGUUAUAGUUCAUGGCAUAUCAAUUCCUCUACCGGAAACCCACGCCGUUACCAUUUUGGCGACCGGGGAACCUACAAUCGAUAUCAACCAACUAAUACCAAAGGAGUUCCAUCACUAUAUCCAUAUGUUUGAAGAAAAUGAUGCUUCUGCACUUCCGCCACAUCGACCAUUCCAUGAUAUGAAGAUAGUAUUAGAGGAAGGCAAGCAACCGCCAUGGGGACCAAUAUAUGCCCUAUCCCAAGUUGAAUUGAAGGCACUCUGGGAGUACCUUCAAGAGAACCUACCUAAGGGAAUUAUCCGACAUAGUGAAUCGCCAGCAGGAGCACCUAUAUUAUUCGUCAAGAAAGCCGAUGGAACUCUUCGUUUAUGUGUCGACUAUCGGGGCCUCAAUGCAAUUACGAUUAAGAAUCGUUAUCGUAUAGGAGACAAAGUUUUCUUGUCAACCCGCCAUAUUCUAACAAAGCGACCCUCCAAGAAGUUUGAUUGGAAACGGAUUGGUCCUUACAGCAUCAAACGAAUCGUCAACCCCUAUGCUUAUGAGCUAGAACUUCCCCGCUCCAUGAAGACCCAUCCAGUAUUCCACGUUUCAUUGUUAUCACCUGAAGCGGGUAAUCCAUUACCUGGACAACAACAGUCACCACCACCUCCAGUUGAGAUCGAAGGGGAAGAAGAAUGGGAAGUCGAGGAUAUUGUGGACUCUAGGAAACGAAGGGGUGCCUUCGAGUAUCUGGUACGAUAUACUGGAUACGAAGAUGCCUCUUGGCAACCGCUAUCGGACCUUGAGCAUUCACCUGAUAUUGUUCGACGGUUCCAUGAACGCUAUCCACGGAAACCUAAGCCUACCAGGAGGUAG
This is a messenger RNA of Morchella importuna, 1122 nucleotides long. RefSeq lists its product as uncharacterized. Bases 1 to 1122 code for a protein of 373 amino acids. Lineage: Eukaryota; Fungi; Ascomycota; Pezizomycetes; Pezizales; Morchellaceae. The transcript has a single exon. The record is from RefSeq and is a predicted model, not a curated record.